This is a messenger RNA of Drosophila takahashii, 1077 nucleotides long. RefSeq lists its product as uncharacterized. Lineage: Eukaryota; Metazoa; Arthropoda; Insecta; Diptera; Drosophilidae. The record is from RefSeq and is a predicted model, not a curated record.
GUGGAGCACUUCCAUCUGGUGGCCCGAACGCAUCGCAUCGCAUCGGCUGUACUCCUGCUGCACCAUCAUGUCGGAGAAUAAAGUGUGGAUGGGCUGUUGGAUGCCGCUGCUGCUCCUGUUGACCACAGCCACCUGCAUUUGUGCAAACCCUGGUAGUUUCGAGGAUUUGGAGGCGAGGGACAGCAGUGUGGUGGUGGACACGUCGUCAUCCUCGUCGGCGGGAAUGCUGAAUGACCCAACGCAGCCCAAGCACAUGAGUUUCCAGAGGCCUCCCAUGGCCUACAAGGACUACAGGGACUACAAGGACUACGACUACAUCCUGGGUCCUCCUCCUCCACGGCGAAUGGCCAAUGGCGAUUCCUAUGCUGCGGCGGACAACGAUCUCAGUGCCACAUCCGCUUUGAAGAUUCACGGCGAAGGCAACUUGGCCUCGCUCAACAGGCCGGUUGUCCAGAAACCACUGCCCUGGUACGGCGACUACUCCGGCAAACUGCUGGCCAAUGCUCCCAUGUAUCCCUCACGGUCCUACGAUCCCUACAUCCGACGAUACGACAGAUUCGAUGAGCAAUACCAUCGCAACUAUCCGCAGUACUUCGAGGACAUGUACAUGCACCGGCAGCGCUUCGAUCCGUACGAUAGCUACAGUCCGCGGAUUCCGCAGUAUCCGGAUCCGUACAUUAUGUAUCCCGAUCGCUACCCGGACUAUCCGAAAAUGCGUCGUGGCUAUAUCGAUGAGCAACCCAUAAUGGAUUCCUACAGCAGCAGCAAGUUCGGCGGCUCUUCGAAGCCAGCCGAUCUGACGACUUUUCCGGCCCGAAACGAGCGGAUCGUCUACUAUGCCCACCUGCCCGAGAUCGUGCGCACUCCAUAUGACAGUGCGCCGCCGGAGGAUCGGAACUCUGCUCCCUACAAGCUGAAUAAAAAGCUAAAACUAAAGUCCAAUCUGCGACCUCUAGCGAAUAAUAAUACCACCACCUAUAAGAUGACCUUGUAGACGAGUAUUGUUUAGCAACUAAGAUAUUUUUUUUUAAUAUUCAUUACUCAAAAGCAUUUGUAUCUGCCACCCCAUGGAGCUAA